Molecule: messenger RNA, 3101 nt
Organism: Poecilia reticulata (guppy)
Lineage: Eukaryota; Metazoa; Chordata; Actinopteri; Cyprinodontiformes; Poeciliidae
Source: RefSeq, a predicted model, not a curated record
CAAUUCGGACAGUUCCAAGUGAAUUACCUGGGUUUCCAAGUCACGUCGGACUUGGGAGUCUCGGACGGAUACAGGGAAAAGUUGAUGGACAUUCGACCCCCUCAGUCAGAGAAUGAUCUGCAGAAGAUAUUGGGACUAUGUAACUACGUCAGAGACCACGUACCCAACUACCAGAAGUAUGCCAGACCAUUAUACAAUAGCCUGAGGAAAAAGGUGGAGAACGAAGAAGGAGGACAAAUACCCUGGGUUUGGACAGCAGCUAACCAACAAGAUCUGGAAGAAUUAAGGAAGGCAAUCCAAGCUGCCGUGAGACCGGAACCGAGGAGUUUGUCAGAGCGGAUGGUGGCAGAAAUCAGCUGUGAGAACGACGAUGCUAUGAUCAAAGUGAGUAACAAAAACGAAGGCCUGGUUACUCUGUGGAGUUAUACCCUGACUUCUGUUGAGAAAAAGUACCCACAGGAAGAGAAAGAACUAGCAGUACUAGCUCGAUACUGGAGUGUGCUAAAAGACUUAGCACAGGGACAGCCAAUCAAAGUCAUCACGCAGAGCCAGGUCCACAAGUACCUACGCAAAGGCACCGUCGAAAGUACUAAAGCAACAAACACACGAUGGGGAAGAUGGGAAGACAUCUUGCUGGACCCAGAGCUUGAAAUUGGGCCAGCACAGCCCCCAAACAAAAGACGACUGCAGGAGGCACCUGAGAAACCGGGGCAGCCAGAGUGGACACUCUACACCGAUGGAUCGAGGAAAGGAUCUGACCACAUGGCAUACUGGGGGUUCAUCCUGAAACAAGACGACACAGAGAAGUGUCGACAGAAAGGGAAAGCCCCCGGCAGUGCCCAAGCCGGAGAAGUGACCGCGGUGUUGGAAGGACUACUGGAGUUGGCCAAAAGAAAGAUCAAGAGUGCCCGGUUAGUGACGGACAGUUACUACUGUGCUCAAGCCCUUAGAGAGGACUUAGCCAUUUGGGAAAAAAAUGGUUUUGAGACAGCUAAGGGCAAGCCGGUAGCGCAUAAAGACUUGUGKAAGAAGAUUGCUGAGCUAAAGAUGCAAUUGGAGCUCCAAGUUGAGCACCAACGAACCCACACGCAUGAGGGAGCUCAUUGGCGUGGAAAUGAUGAAGUGGACUGCUAUGUACAGCAGAGGAAAAUUGUCUUUGUCGGUGCCGAGAAGUGGGACAGUACUCCCAGAGGACGAGAGGUCCCAGAAGAGUACGUGGAUGAGGUCGUGCGGAGCRUGCAUGAGGCCCUUGGACAUGCAGGCRUACGGCCURCCCGUAAGGAGCUGGAGGAGCAUGAACUUUGGAUCCCAGUGAAACAAGUCCAACGCGUACUAAGGGGGCUGCAAASUGUGUGGACAAUACAACGCAGGYCGCCGAGGGCAGCGGUUGGAGGGGUUGACCAUCAAAAGCACSACCCCCUGGGGCUCAGUCUGCAUGGAUGUAGCAGGCCCCAUGGGAAUAACGGGAAGGAAAGGUGAGAAGUACCUUUUAGUGCUGGUGGACUCAAUGUMKGGAUUUGUAACUGUGAAAGCAGCCAGGAAGGCAAACGGCAACAGUGUUGUCAGCAUGCUAGAACAAGUGUGCAGUGCCCUGGGAAUCCCAAAGGAGCUACGUACGGACAAUGGGACUCAUUUCCGUAAUGCACAGGUUGCCCAAUGGUGCCAAAAGUAUGGAGUGAUGAGGGUUUACUCACCACCCUACAYACCACAAGCCAACGGGGUGGUGGAACGGACCAUUGGAUUAGUCAAAGGCUGGAUAGCUAAGAAUGCUAACGACAGCAGCUGGAGCACCGUGGSGGUGGAAAUAGGGCAGGCCCUCAACGACAGGAGCAGAGUCGAGWGGCCCGCCCCCUCGAUGGAGCUCAACCAACGACCGUUUGCCACGAAGGAAGCAGGGCGGGGCUCCAGCGACAAAAAGGAAAAGCUGACACCCAAGGUGCCAUUCAGAGUGGGGCAGCGGGUGUGGAUCAAGGCAAGAGAACAACCUGUGAACGCAGCAGUGAAACCCAAGUUUGACACGACAGACACGUUAAGCAAGUACUGGAUAGGAACACAGUGUUGCUGGAAAAACGGGGGAUCCAARGGGUCGAACAGCUCAAACCAGUUCCUGACUAGAGAGAAAUAGAAGCCGGUGAAAUGGCCAGUGAAUCAUGUAUCAUUCCACCCUAUCUCUGACUGGCCACCGUGAGAGGGGUGGUUGUAAUUAGGAGAACAACUUCAGGGAUCUGGGCAGGACGAGCCCUGAAGAAAUUGGAUUGGGCCAAAAAUGGAAUCCUGUCAGAAGAACCUGAAAUGCUAAUGUGGAGUAGAGCUAAAGAUCGUUGCCCAGUGUGUUUAACAGCUCRCCAACUUCCCCUUACCUGGGAGGGACCAGGCCRUGACAAACCCAGGCGACAGGAGUCAACGGCAGAGAGGCUGCAACACCUUCCYGUCUCCCCGGUUUCAGUUAUGAAUGUUACGUUCUGUGGGAAUUGCUGACUAGGUUAUCUGCCCCGGCUCCUGUUGAUAAACCAAUGGGGAUGGGGGGAGGAAGAACCAAAGAGAUGCCACUGCCUGUGGGAUGGAGAAGAAAUUAACUACUGUUCGGCCUGCAGUGAGCAGAUCCGAGGAGAUGAGGUGACUUCAUCGGGGCAGGUGAGAAGAUACUAUAGCUCCCUACGAUUCUUCCAAACAUGGGGAGGAGCCCAACCUAAUUUCGGGAGCCCCAUACCGUCGGUUCACUGGUUUCCAGGACCUUCGGCUCCCCCUAACACUCCGGAGGGUCUCUCAGGGAGAGAAGAAKGGGUUUGUAGGAAAGAAGAAGGACCACAUGACUUUCUAUGGGAAUCUGUCCAUGCUGCCUGGCCUUAUGAUCCCGCGCGAACMMACCUGCAGUUCCCACCGGUGAAUACCACGCACUCCCCAGUAAUUUUCCGAGUGCUGCGGCCUCAGACAGAUCGCAUGCCAGCUGAAGAGUUAAGUCUGCUCCCAGACGACAAGAUGUUUGAUGGAAUGGACAUCCUUCUGCUUCAGGGAGCAGACCAGAACCAGAAGACCUGCAUUGUCUGGAAGGUUGAUGCAAAAAGAAGACUGUUGGAUUUCACAUUUGUUGUGAAAUGGCC